AUGACUUUGGGAGCAUUGACAUCUUGUGCACUCUCUCGCCAAUGGCCCAGAGGUGGUGCAUCAAUUUCUCUCACAUACAUUACUGCCGAAAGGAUCAUUCUUAGAUAUGGUGGGGGCAUGAGUUCAGCUAAAGCUGCUCUAGAGAGUGAUACCAAGGUGCUUGCAUUUGAAGCAAGAAGGCGCCACAAGAUUCGAGUUAAUACAAUAUCUGCUAGUCCAUUGAGAAGCCGUGCAGCCAAGGCCAUUGGAUUCAUCGACAUGAUGAUUGACUACUCAUCAGCCAAUGCAGGAUUAUAUCAUGGUGAUUUCCUGGCAACUGCUGAAACUCCAUUAGCUUUUAACAGAAUUAAAUUGCAUUCCCCAACUAGUGAAAUUUUUUUUUUUUUUUUAAAGAAUUUUAUUGCAGUGAGAUGA
Magnolia sinica is the source of this 414-nucleotide messenger RNA. Its product is annotated as enoyl-[acyl-carrier-protein] reductase [NADH] 1, chloroplastic-like. Gene Ontology annotation, biological process: fatty acid biosynthetic process. The record is from RefSeq and is a predicted model, not a curated record. The coding region runs from base 1 to 414 and encodes 137 amino acids. The transcript is spliced from 5 exons. Gene Ontology annotation, molecular function: enoyl-[acyl-carrier-protein] reductase (NADH) activity. Lineage: Eukaryota; Viridiplantae; Streptophyta; Magnoliopsida; Magnoliales; Magnoliaceae.